Medioppia subpectinata is the source of this 226-nucleotide messenger RNA. NCBI's taxonomy places the organism in Eukaryota, Metazoa, Arthropoda, Arachnida, Sarcoptiformes, Oppiidae. The record is from the annotation of a GenBank genome assembly.
GUACGAUCUUCACGAACAGGCGAUCGCAGCCAUCGACCAAAUGAAUGGCAAAGUACUUCCCGGAGCCGUCGCCGGGCUUAAUGUCAAGUUCGCCAACGAUAACAACCAAAAGAAUCGGAACUCAAAUAACAACCCGAAGAGCAAUCGGGGCUCAGGAAGUCCUUACGGGGCGUCGAGGGGUUACUCAUACUCUCAUAUGCCAUACGAAGCUUACACUUCUUCGGGA